AUGACAAAAGUGAUUGGAACUCAUGAUGGCCAGUUUCAUUGCGAUGAGGCAUUGGCAGUGUUCAUGUUGAAACGAACAGCUGCUUUCAAGGAAUCGAAUGUAGUCAGAACUCGUGAUCCAGAACAGUUGGCCAAAUGUGAUGUAAUCGUCGACGUGGGCGGAGUCUAUGAUCCAGCCACGAUGAGGUUCGACCAUCAUCAGAGAGGGUUUUCCGAGACUUUUAACGCCAACCGCUCGAUAAAACUCAGUAGUGCUGGGCUAAUAUACAAACAUUUUGGCAAGGAAAUUAUUGCCAGUCAAUUAGGACUAGAAGUAACCGAUUCCAAAGUUGCAAUACUGUAUGAUAAAAUAUACGAAGAUUUCAUAGAAGCUCUAGAUGCGGUCGACAAUGGAAUCAAUCAAUAUCCACGCGAAAUCCCUGCUAUGUACAAGGAGACUACGACAUUGCCAUCUCGAGUAGCAACAUUGAAUCCAUGGUGGAAUCAAAAAGACGUUGACGUGAACAAACAAUUCACGAAAGCCAGCGAGUUGGCUGGAUCAGUGUUGGUUGACAAGAUAGAAUACUUGGGAAAAGCUUGGUUUCCGGCUAGAGAAAUUGUACUAAAGGCAUUCGAAGAAAGAUUCGAGUUUGACAAACUUGGGAGAAUAAUGGUCUUAGAACAAUACUGUCCAUGGAAGGAUCAUUUAUUCAAUAUUGAAGAAGAGACCAAGGUCACAUCCGAUACUCAACCAUUAUAUAUUAUAUACCCUAACCCAAACUCUUGGAGGGUACAGGCAGUUCCUGUCUCAUUAGAUUUGUUCGACUCUAGGAAACCACUUCCCGAAGCAUGGCGUGGUCUUCGUGAUUCGGAACUAUCGGAAAGAGCAGGAGUAAAGGGCUGCGUAUUUGUUCAUAUGAGCGGUUUUACUGGGGGAAACCUAACUCGAGAAGGAGUAUUGGAAAUGACAAAAAAGGCACUGGAGAUUGAAUAA
Molecule: messenger RNA, 972 nt
Organism: Paraglomus occultum
Lineage: Eukaryota; Fungi; Glomeromycota; Glomeromycetes; Paraglomerales; Paraglomeraceae
Source: the annotation of a GenBank genome assembly